AGGGAGGGAAAACCUCAAAAUGCCACGUUUGGGCAUCAUCCAAAUUUUGUCCACCUGACAAAACCCUAUUGGUUCAUUACCGUGCUGCCACGGAAGGGGUUUAACUUCCGCCAUCAAAACUCGAGGAAGCUUUCCCGAGGCUUGAUUCUAGAUCUGCGUUUCUACCGCACGUCUUCUUCCCAGGCCGAUCCAGAGUUUUUUGAAAAUGGGCAGAGGAUUCAGAGUGCUGCAUCUAGUCAAGCCAUUUCUCUCAUUUCUGCCAGAAGUUCAGAGUGCUGAUAGAAAGAUUCCCUUUAGAGAGAAGGUCAUAUACAAUGUGAUCUCUCUUUUCAUCUUCUUAGUCUGCAGUCAGCUACCUCUUUAUGGCAUACAUUCCACAACUAGUGCCGAUCCCUUUUAUUGGAUGCGUGUUAUUCUUGCUUCUAACCGUGGUACCGUCAUGGAGCUUGGAAUCACACCAAUCGUCACUGCUGGGAUGGUGAUGCAACUAUUGGCUGGUUCAAAAAUCAUCGAAGUUGACAAUAAUGUCAGAGAGGAUCGUGAACUUUUGUGAGUUUGACUGCACUAAUCUUUCCUUCCGUUCUGAACGUUACUCCCUCCGUCUUAAAAUUUACUUCCCACUUUUCCUUUUGUGAUGUCCUAAAAUUUUCUUCCCAUUACUUUUAAAAGAGUUUCCACUUAAAGAACAAUUUGUGUGCUUGGCAUUCUUUCUACCAUUUUAAAUAAACCACAAUCACACAUUGAUUCUAAUUUCUUAACAAGUGCACCAAGGUUCAAAAGUAUUUGAAUGUAUAUAAUUCAAAAAGUUGCAAAGAUUGGUACUGAGGUACUGGAGGCAGUAUUGAGGAACUGUUGGCAAGUACCAAAAUAGAAGGAAACAUUUUGUCUUCAAAGCAUUCCUUGACUAAUACUACCUUUGGGCGGUAAUGAGGUACCCUAGGUGGUACUGAGAUACCUUAGGCAAUACUAAGGUACCGUUUGAGGUACUGAAAUAGUAGAAAGGGUUCUUGUUAGAGAAAACCUUCUGUUGAACACGAUUUGGCCAAAACACUCCAAGUUUAGAAUCUAUUGCAUAGAAGAAAGGGAUGUUAAUGGUAGGUUUUAAACUUGAUAUCAUGAGUCACUGAGUGCUUUGGGCUCGUGAAUAUUUAUAUAGGUAUAUAAAAACAUAUUCUUUACGAGAGCUUUACCAAUAUUCUAUGUUGGUUCUAUGUACGGCUUUGUUCUUGAGAAUCAACACGUUAAUGGGUUCGGGUUGUAGGCUUGUAGAUGAAAUGCUCGUAACAACAUUAGUUCUUAUAUUGUUUGUUAACAUUAAAGCUAAAAGAUUUAGCAAACCAUGGCUAGUCGAGUCAUGGAGAUAGGUUCAUCUUUGCACCACAUAAAUUAAUGAUACUUGUUGUAUAACAUACUACUAUUUUCAUUUAUAUGACUUUCAUAUCAAUGCUCCUACUUUUAUUGAUAUGCCUUUCAUAUCAUUGUUAUCGUGUGGUUGACUACUUGACUAGUUGUCCGCUCGCGAGGGAGAUAACGGCCAGGCUAACUGCCUGGCCUGUUUUGGCAUUAUGAUCAAUUGUCCUCGAUAUAUGACUCUUUUUUUUUGGGGGGGGGGGACAGUGGUAUUAUUGGCCUUUUUAAAAGAAACAUAAAUCAAUGUGAUGGAGCCAUCUACAUACAUUCAUCUAUGUACCAUUUUAACUGUUAUCAUAAUAUUCUCUAGGAUCCAUCUUAUGUCCUAUCACGGAUGUACGGAAGUGUGAACCAAUUGGGUGUUGGGAAUGCCAUUCUAAUUAUUAUCCAACUUUGCUUUGCGGGUAUUAUUGUUAUGUGUUUAGAUGAGCUCCUCUAGAAAGGAUAUGGUCUUGGUUCUGGGACCCUGUUUAUAGCUACCAAUUUCUGGUAAUAUUACCAAUAUUUUAUUCAUCCCUGAAUGUUGUUAUUUGAGGGGUUUUUGUCCUUAUAUAUAACUCAUGUAUUUUGAUGAAUGUUUAAUUCUAUAAUUAUGUUCCAGUGAAAGUAUAAUCUGGAAAGCGUUCAGUCCAACAACCAUUAAUACUGGUCGUGGUGCUGAGUUUGAAGGUGCUAUUAUUGCUUUGUUUCAUCUACUGAUAGCUCGAACAGACAAAGGGCUCUUAGAGAGGCUUUCUACCGGCAAAAUCUUCCUAAUGUUAUCAACCUCCUUGCCACAGUUUUGAUCUUCUGUGUUGAAUUAAAUAUUGAAGUUUUAU
Messenger RNA from Cuscuta campestris, 2228 nucleotides. Lineage: Eukaryota; Viridiplantae; Streptophyta; Magnoliopsida; Solanales; Convolvulaceae. The record is from the annotation of a GenBank genome assembly.